Molecule: messenger RNA, 3091 nt
Organism: Carassius auratus (goldfish)
Lineage: Eukaryota; Metazoa; Chordata; Actinopteri; Cypriniformes; Cyprinidae
Product: POU domain, class 4, transcription factor 2-like
Exons: 2
Coding region: 534-1676 (380 amino acids)
Biological process (GO): regulation of transcription by RNA polymerase II
Molecular function (GO): DNA-binding transcription factor activity, RNA polymerase II-specific; RNA polymerase II cis-regulatory region sequence-specific DNA binding
Source: RefSeq, a predicted model, not a curated record
CAUUGAAUGUAGUCGACUGUCACCUUUAUCUCAUAAUCAAAUUCAGCAAGAAUCGGGAUAAAGGUUAACGAGCGAUAUUGGUUCUAGCAACGUCGUUCUGGAGAUUUGCACGAAGAGAAGAGAGAGGAAACUUUUUUAAAAGCGUGAGUAAAGACAAACUCACCAAAGACAUCAGCUUCUGCUUUGAGAAAUGUAAGAUAUUUUGUAAAGGCGGAGGAACAUUUCUGUGGAGCGUUUUGGUAAGAAUUGCCGUGAUCUUUGAAGGAGUUUACCGACAGGUUGCAUGGCUUGGUGCUCGCGGCACGUCUCUAGCCACGGCACGCGACGGAGCGACAGGAGAUCGUUCUCUCAGACCAUUAGGCAGCAGCACUAGAUGAGCUGUCUCAGGACUUGGUGCAUCAUCCUCUUCACGUUCGUUGCAACGCCAGAGACUUGAGACUUCAACGCACCGACUGGGCUUGAACUUCAGUCGAAGAAGAAGAAGGCGGAGUCUUAACUUAUUAAAAGCAACUCGCCGAGGCUCGGUCGCAAACAUGAUGAUGAUGUCUCUGAACAGCAAGCAUGCAUUCGCCAUGGCCCACACCAGUCUGGCCGAAACCAAAUACUCCAGUUUGCAUUCUUCGUCCUCGUCUUCCACUUUGACUUCCAACGCGCCCUCGUCCUCCUGCUCGUCGUCCAGACACAGCAGCACGAUCAGCAGCAGCGGCGGCUCGGAGGCGAUGCGUCGAGCAUGUUUCCCAACCCCACCGAGCAAUAUAUUCGGCGGAUUGGAUGAGAGUUUGUUGGCCCGCGCGGAAGCUCUGGCGGCGGUGGAUAUAGUCUCUCAGACCAAAAGCCAUCAUCACCCUCCUCAUCACAGCCCUUUCAAGCCGGACGCAACCUACCACACCAUGAACACGCUUCCGUGCACCUCGUCGUCUUCGUCUGUGCCAAUCUCGCACCCGUCAGCUCUCGCGAGCCAUCACCACCACCACCAUCACCAUCACCACCAGCCGCACCAGGCACUGGAGGGCGACCUGCUCGAUCACAUCACCCCAGGACUGGCACUUGCUGGAGCCAUGGCCGGGCCAGACGGCUCGGUGGUAUCCACGCCUACGCACCCCGCUCACAUGGCAGGCAUGAACCACAUGCACCAAGCUGCCAUCAACAUGGCUCACGCCCAUGGACUGCAAUCCCACAUGGGCUGCAUGAGCGACGUGGAUGCAGAUCCAAGGGACUUGGAGGCGUUCGCUGAGCGCUUUAAACAGCGUCGGAUCAAACUCGGUGUGACUCAAGCGGAUGUAGGGUCAGCGUUGGCCAAUCUGAAGAUUCCUGGUGUAGGCUCUUUAAGUCAGAGUACCAUCUGCCGGUUUGAAUCCCUCACGUUGUCCCACAACAACAUGAUCGCCCUGAAGCCCAUCCUGCAAGCCUGGCUGGAGGAGGCUGAAAAGUCGCACCGGGAAAAACUCAACAAACCCGAGCUCUUCAAUGGGGCCGAAAAGAAGAGGAAGCGGACCUCUAUCGCGGCCCCCGAGAAAAGGUCCCUCGAAGCUUAUUUUGCUAUUCAGCCGCGUCCGUCCUCAGAGAAAAUCGCAGCAAUCGCAGAGAAGCUGGACCUCAAAAAGAACGUUGUGCGGGUUUGGUUUUGCAACCAGAGGCAGAAACAAAAACGCAUGAAAUAUUCGGCCUGCGUCUAGCUCGACCAGAAGCCCAACACGACGUGUCGAGAGACUCCUAAAACUGUUUAGAGACGAUUUGUAAAAUAUUUCUUAUCUCACACCUUUUUCAGUCAUCAAUAACUUGUGCAUUGAACCAGAAUUUCAUGAUAUUCAAAAGAGACAUUUGAAAAUACCAAAUCACUGUCACGUAUUACGCAAAGGGGAUGUGGAAUCGGAAUCAUUUAAAGGAUCGUUUGACUGAUCAAGUAAGACCAUUCGUUUUUCCUCACUUAUUCUAGCACACUUUCUUUAUAAGAGGAGCAAGGCUCUUUAAACCUUUAAAACUCUUAAACUCUAAGCAUAUUUUAGUAAUUCGCCAGAAAGUGUUAUCGAGCUAAGUAACACAAUUAAUUAUUAUAAACUGAGGGGGAGGGAUACUUCAGGUCAAAAGGGUGACAGUGUCUUGUCAGUAUUUUUUUUUUCUUUUUCUUUUUAAAUAUUUCUUUUCAGCAUGUCACGCUUCAAUCUUGUGUUAAUUCAGGGUUCAUUAGAUAAAAAGAGGACAUCACGAAUUAAGUCCACGAACAAUUCUGCAACAUUAUUAGAUAACACCCAAACAGCUCCUUGUAAAUUAUUGAUUUAGCUGGUACAUGCAUCAUUUUGUCUGUCGUCUCCUUAAUUCCACUUCUUUGAUUUUAAUAAUGAUAAUCAUAGCCUAUAAUUAGGCAAUGGGCGAUAAGAAUAUCCAUAUUUGUCUUCUAAAGGCAUCUUUGCUAUAAAUGAUCUAGAACCUAUUGGAUAUACUGAACACGGGGAGAGGUUCAAUUGUUUUUAGUGAUGGGAUUUGUUCAUCCAAAUAUCUGUUGCAAUACGCCUGCGCUCUAAAGUGGCUAUGUUUCUUAUGAACUAUUUAUCAUGUGAGGUAAUGUUUACUUCAUUACAUAUUUAUUGGGAUUCCCUCCACGUUUUUGCUGGAGAAAAUCAUAUUGAGACAACAAGGAAAACGUGGCCCUCUGCAAAUGGGGAAACUGCUUGAGACAGGCCACCUUUAUUUAUUUAUUUAUUUUCUUUCGUUCUUCUAAGGUUUCGAAAAGGCACAAUCGAGAGAUAUAUGACAACAUUUUCUUUUAAAUUAUUUUCAUGUAUGUUAUCUGCUUAUUUAUUUGUAUAAAUAUACGCGUAUAAUUAUGGAGUCGUUGCUUGUUAAAUUCACAUGUUUAGUAAUGUUUUCUUAUUGAAAAAGAUGAGUUUCAUGGAAUUAUUCACGUAAAAAUGUAAAUAUCUCAUUUGGACAUACACAUAUCCGUAGAGGUAUUUGCUGUAUUGCUGUUUUAGCUGCGGUAACUGUAAUGUAUGUUGCUUUAGGUUUAGUUGUCGGAUAUAAGUUCAUUAAUUUAUUACUUCAAUGUAUAUUUAAGUUGCUAUUUGAUAAUUGAAUUGAACUGUGUGUUUAA